Pecten maximus is the source of this 3361-nucleotide messenger RNA. Its product is annotated as glutamic acid-rich protein-like. Gene Ontology annotation, cellular component: cytoplasm; neuron projection. The coding region runs from base 244 to 1233 and encodes 329 amino acids. Gene Ontology annotation, molecular function: tubulin binding. Gene Ontology annotation, biological process: regulation of microtubule polymerization or depolymerization; microtubule depolymerization; neuron projection development. The record is from RefSeq and is a predicted model, not a curated record. The transcript has 3 exons. NCBI's taxonomy places the organism in Eukaryota, Metazoa, Mollusca, Bivalvia, Pectinida, Pectinidae.
AUGGCGGCUUGACGACACCUUGUUAUUAUUUACCGUAGCGAUAGACGGUAGGUAAUCAAUGAAACGAAUCGUUCAGUGAUUAGCGAAGAAGAACAACGGUAGACCCAGGGGAAAUUUAAAGGUAGCCAUUGUACACGCAAACGGGAGGUGAGGCGGUAACAUCAGCCACCAGAGAGACAGCAGGUACGCGGCUGGAUCCGGAAUCUGGACUGGGAUAUUUAGUGAUAUCAUUUUAAACACAACAUGGGCUGUAAACAGGGAAAACAAGUUCAGGUACAGCCCGUGGGAGCUGCUGAAGUGAGACAUGACAAUAUCAACAUUAGGAAAACUAAAAGUGAAGUUUCAGAAUAUGACAUUGAUGAAAACACAGGGUCUAAAGUGUCUAAAAAGAAAAACAAAAGGACAAAAUCUUCAAAAAGUAACAGGAGCAAGGACUCAUUAGGUUCAUGUCUCAGUUUGGAUGACCGAAAUUCCAUACCAGAUUCGGAGAGAGGCAAUUCGGCCACCUCGAAAUUCUCAAAAAAUAGUGCUGAUUCUGGGUUUGGAGCAGAGUACGCCCAUGUCAUCACUGAGGAGUCGGAUAUGAGCCGAGUCAAGGAUGUAGAAAGUAGUUUCGUCCCUAAUGAUGGACUGGACCUGGGAAUCACCGGAGUCGCCUGUCCGACCCGCCUCAGCGCCAAGGACAAGGAUCGUAUGGAGGAAUCAAUGGUGUUACAGUCCCUCCGGGAGGAGGGACUUAUCGCCCGUCCCCACGCCAAGUCCUCGGGCGGCACCAGCUUCGAAAUCGUGGCGGCAGAUAACUCGCUCCUCGGCGAUAGAGUCGGUGUGCCACGUCCACCACCCAGGCUAGCCAAGUUGGAAAAACGACGAAAGAAGAAGAAACAGUUAACGGAGGAAGAAAUUAGAGAAAAGCUGGAGAAAGCUGAAAGAAGAAAAAAGCGUAAGGAACAGGAACGUCUAGAGAAAAUUCAGAAGCUGGAAAAGAGCAAGGACAGUGUCACUCACGCGCUUGAGAAGUUCAUGGUGAGUCAAGAACAGAAAGAUAAAGAGGUUCACCAGAAAAUAGACAUUGUGGCCGACAAACGGGAGAAGAGGCUUCAAGAAAUAAAAGAAAAAAUAUCCAAGCGCGAAGCACAUGCCGCCAUGGUUAGAAAACGAAAGGAACAGGCGGUGCUACAGGGCAACACCAACCCAAUGACCAGCGAGUUUCCAGAGGAUGAGGGACCUCAAUGAUGGACACUUUCUAGUGAACUGCUUACUUAUAAAACGUGAACAAAAUGGACAGGGAACUUGUCAGUCAUGAUCAGUUACAAGCGUUACUGCACAGGGAACUUACUUCCUCAUUAGGGAUCAACUGCCCAGACUCCAAUGAUAGGAUCAAUGUUCCCGUAUCCGCCAAUGGCUGUCAAGAGUGUUACGUGUAUUAUCAUCUACACUUCACUGUAAUAGGAAUAAUUCGGUGGUAAAGUUUGGUAUUAUAACUAAGUAUACGCCAAGAUUUAACUGUGUACUAAAUGAUAUUCACAGAAAGGAGGAAUCUGAUUGGAUAUCAAUACCUGAAAAUACGUUGCUCAUUUCCGGUUCCGGUUGUGUCAGACUCAAAGGGAAAACGCUCAUUAAGUGCUCAAUGUGGCUUUAGAAACCAUAUAGUUCUUCACCCUUCACAAUGAUUCCAGGACUUAUCCUUUUGGUACCAUAUGUAAUUUUUUACUUCAAAAAAUGGUGUCGACAACAACUUUUUUGUGCGUUCGGUUGUUGUUAACUGCAGAGAAUUUGGGAACGCAUUGACCGAUUAUCUUGGAGAUAGACUUUUUUUGGAGACAUUGUAAUGCAAGACUUUUUUUUAUUUUUGGAGACAAUGUGAUGCACAUAUGGCUAGAACUUAUUAUUAGUGUUGACUGCAUAGUGCCAGUGAUGCACCCAGUAAGUUGGCUCAGCCCCUGACAGAUUUUUUAUCAAACAAAUUACAAAUCUGAUUUCCCUACAGUUUACGCGUUCUCAGUUCAGAAGUCAAUGUCCUUUUAAUUUUUGAAACCCUGAGCCAAGAAGUGUGCUUCUUAAUUCACUCCCUCCCCACAUUACUUGGUGUGUCAACAGUAACCAUUUCUCUUCCAAAAGGAAUUGGAAAUAAUGGUUUAUGACCUGUAGAGCAGGUAGUUGUUGUGGAAAAUAUCGAUCAAGGAAGCAUUGAUUUUUGUGAGAUGUAUAAAUAAUGACCGUGGUCUACCUCAGCCAGGCAUACACGGACCACGUUAAGACCUAGCGUUCUGGGCAUUCACUGUGAUACUGUUAAAGUUUACAAAGUUUAUUUGGAGCCUGUUGUAUAUGAACAUCAGUUGAGUAAAGAUACUUUCAAAUCAGCGGUUUCCGUGAUUCAUAUUGUCCUGUACAGGCUAGAACACAAAGGAGUAUGAAAUUUAUUAUAUUUUUCUUAUUUUUUUAAACUUAACUGUAAUGUAGCAGCAGUAAUAGAACUGGAGCUUGUCUCAGCAUAAUAUAUCUUAAUUAAUUUGAGAGCUUAUAAGUAGUUCUGUUUCGUGUUGAAGUCUUUAUAACAUUCACCUCUAACGCAUGUCUUCAUCAUUUUUAUCUUCCGCUCUACUACAGCAUAUAUUUAUUCGUUAAAUCAUUUUUAGUGUUUAUAAUAUGAUUGCAGAUUAAUUCCGCGUUUAUUUUCCUUAAGUAUAUCUUACAUUGUGGUUCUAUCUUUUUCGUGAUGGAUUUGGAAGUUUGAUUAUUGUCUGAAACGAGACUCAUAAGAACACGUAACCCACGUUAUCCAGAGCUAAUCAGGACAACUAAUUAAUGACGUCGAAACCCGUCACAUACUGAUCAUACUCUCUCAUUAUGCGAUUGUUGGAUUUUCUCGAAAUAGUGAUUUUUGAUGUAUUUCUGUACGAAUUGUUGUAUUAUUUAUUCAUUACUUUACAUGAAAUACAAUGGUUUAUGGGUAUAUUGUCACCCUCUUAGGUAAUAACUUGAUGUAAGUAAAGGGUCUCUCGUGCCAUGGGGUACUUUUCUAUCGGUCUACCUCCAUUCAGGUAAUAUACAUUGGAAUGAGGUACUUUCACGAUCUUCUGAAAUAAGGUCAAUUUCUUUAUGUUAAGUAGUAAAGGUACAAAAAUAAACGAAGAGAUCAUUUUCCCAACGGAUACUAAAUCUUUCCUGUACUGGGUAUUAUAGAAGUAGGCCAUACCUGUAUAUAUACAGGGAAGGGUAUUAUACCUGUAAACCAUUGUAAUGUUCUUGUGUAAGGUAAUCCCCCUUAAAACAGUAUUACGGUAUGGUCCAUAAUGGACUCCAUUGUUCGUUGAUCUACACAUAUUUCGUUAAACCCAAAUGAAAUAAAAAAUCAAAUUGA